This is a messenger RNA of Pogona vitticeps (central bearded dragon), 2552 nucleotides long. Lineage: Eukaryota; Metazoa; Chordata; Lepidosauria; Squamata; Agamidae. The record is from RefSeq and is a predicted model, not a curated record.
UUAUUUUAAAUAAAAAUAUUAGGCCUUACCAUAGGCUGUGCUUAGACUCCAGCUCCCAUUAGUCCUAAAUAGCAUAUCUGUCUCUGCUGCUUGAGAGGGUUCUGUCCAUUUUUACCACCAUGGUGGGAUGAAAUGGUUUUAAUGGUACAGCAGAAGCUUUUCUCUUAAGUGCUUAUUUCAUCCCACAGUUGAUUCUAUAUGACUCUAAUAUGUCUCAUAAAGUAGGAAGUACGAUUACUGAUCUCGAUCUGUAAUAGUCUCAUAAUACACACAUGCUAGUAUCCUGUUGCUAAUGCCAACUAAGAGUGGACCCACUGAAUAAAUUGCUGAAUGGUAAAGAAAUAGUUCUGUAAAUCCCACUGAAUCAGCAUGCCUACUUUAGUUGAGACUUAUAGAAUGUUGACCAUAAUGUAGUAACUCUGUAUUGGAUUACAAAUGUAUCAGCAACAGUUAGAAUAUUGAGACAUUUUCUGUUUUCUACUUUAUAUAACAAGAUGCCAAUAAUGUUGCUGUUCAAUUUCAUUGUAUUUGGAAGAUGUAGAUGAUCACGGAACAAAGAAAAGCUAAUGAUGUGGGUGAUCACAGACAAUUAGGAAAGUCUUUGAACUUAUGAUCUAACUCUAAAGGAAAAGGCAGAAUGAGUAGAUCACCCGGCCCGCUGACAGCUGCUGCUUCUCUGCCAGGAGAGUUCGCUCUUCGAUUUAAUAGAUAAUUAACAACCUUGGGUAGGAGCUUCCUACAGGAAAAUGCUUAGUGCUCAUAGAUUUUUUGCUUUUCUAAAGUAUGUGUUGUGAACAUUAAAGGUACUCAUAUGAAAAGGAAAGCAUGGAGGGUGGGAAGGGAGAUUAGAAUGUCUUAAAAGAAUUUAUUUGUUAUGAAGCAUUACAUUCUACUUCAUAAAACCAUAUGAUUGCUAACAAAUGGAGAAGGUUCACAUUAUGAUACUGAUGGCCCAUUUUGUAUGUCUCGUAGGCAUGCGUGGCUGCUGGUCUCACUACCUGCAAGGUAUUCUAGCCUUGCCGUCUCUACCCUGCACAACCUUCUACGGACAGAAAUUUCUUGUUCGAAAUUUUGCAGUUGAAGCAAAGAGUGUAUAUGUUCGGGACAAACCGCAUAUCAACAUCGGGACCAUUGGGCAUGUGGACCACGGCAAGACUACAUUAACAGCAGCCAUCACCAAAAUUCUAGCUGAGGCUGGAAGUGCCAAGUUCAAGAAAUAUGAAGACAUCGAUAACGCACCAGAAGAAAAAUCACGAGGGAUCACAAUCAAUGCCUCCCAUGUUGAAUAUUCAACAGCCAACCGCCAUUAUUCUCACACAGAUUGCCCUGGCCAUGCCGAUUAUGUCAAGAAUAUGAUCACGGGGACAUCACCGCUGGAUGGCUGCAUCCUGGUAGUGGCUGCCACAGACGGACAGAUGCCACAGACAAAGGAGCACCUUCUGCUUGCUAGACAGAUAGGAGUGAAGCAUAUGAUCGUGUACAUCAACAAGGCUGAUGCAGUUGAAGAUCAAGAGAUGUUGGACUUAGUUGAGCUGGAGAUCCGCGAAUUGCUCACAGAGUUUGGCUAUGAUGGGGCAAAUAUCCCUGUCAUUGUUGGCUCUGCUCUGUGCGCCCUGGAGGAUCGUAAUCCAGAAUUGGGCUUGAAUUCUGUUAUGAAGCUGUUGGAUGUAGUAGAUGUACACAUCCCUGUGCCAGAGCGUGAUUUGGACAAACCCUUUCUUCUUCCUAUAGAGCAUGUUUACUCCGUCCCAGGCCGGGGCACUGUAGUGACAGGCACGCUCGAACGUGGUGUGAUCAAAAAAGGAGAAGAAUGUGAAUUUCUGGGGUACCGUCAGCAAUUGCGCUCUGUAGUUACAGGCAUAGAGAUGUUUCACAAGCAACUGGAACGAGCAGAAGCUGGAGACAACAUGGGUGCUUUAAUACGGGGAAUGAAGCGAGAGGAUUUACGACGAGGCAUGAUUAUGUGCAAGCCAGGCUCCAUCCAGCCUCACGAGAAAGUCGAAGCUCAGGUUUAUGUCCUGACGAAACAGGAAGGUGGUCGUCACAAGCCUUUUGUAUCUAACUUUCAACCUAUCAUGUUUUCUCUGACAUGGGAUAUGGCCUGCCGUGUACAGUUGCCUGAAGGGAAGGAGUUAGUGAUGCCUGGUGAGGAUGCCACACUUAAUCUGGUAAUGCGGACUCCCAUGGUCUUAGAAGUGGGGCAACGAUUCACCCUGCGUGAGGGAGGCAAAACCAUUGGCACUGGUGUGGUCACAAAAACACUUCCAAUAACUCCAGAGGAACAGUGGAAAGAGUAAGAAGUUGUAUUUCCCAAGGGGUGUAUUCUGUGACAAUGCAGCAAGCCACCCAAUGGACUGAAAUCUGGAAUUAAAACUGUUUUGGAGAAGAGGUGUACAGCAAGCAUCAAACCAAGUCUCCACCAGUUUGUGGAAAUUGUAAAUGACUAGUGUUCCAGUCUUAGCAAGAGGGAGAGGUGACUACUAUGCUGCGUACAGUAUUUUGUGGUGAUUGGUGGCAAUGAAGUUUUGUUAAAAUAAAGGACUUAAACCAAU